GUCCUACGCAGUUGAUUUGAAUUUUCUCACGAUGCCUUCGUUUGCAGGUUUUGAGGUUGAUGACAGAGGUAUUUGUUGUUUCCAAAUGACUGAUUAGUUUGUCCAUGGACUGGUAUUCUUAUAAUUUCGCCUUUGAACGUUAUUUUCUCUUCAUAAUUUCAGUCUGGUGGUGCAGAUAUGCUUGAGUCGUUAAUCUAACCAACAAACCUGUUGGAAGCUACCGAGCAACACACUUAGUUGUACUGUAGCAACCAGCUCGAACAACCUGGUCGAUGGCCUACAGAAAGUAAUCUGAUUUAAGGGGAAUUUGAGCGAGUCAGGAACAGAAGGUGUAGUUUGAUUUGAUUAAGCACUUGAGUCAAGUAAUGGUUGUUGGUCAUCCACCAAGUUGGCUGCUAUGACUUAACUUUGUUACGUUUGUAUGUUCUUAUAGCAUUUGGUACGCAAAUUUAUUGGCGAGUUAAUUCAAUAAGAAGUACGGCAAUACUAAAUUAACUAAGUCGUUAUUAUCAUUUGGUCCUUUCAUGAAUUCAUUAAUUCCGGGAUUGCGCGAUAUUCGUUGUUCUUGGUGAAGGAAUCACAGCGAAUUUUUUCGGAGGGUACCUUUCACAACCUUACAUUUUUAUUUUCCUGUGAUUAUAGCACUGACUAUGACAUAUACUAGUGAUUGUCAUGAGGUUGUAUGCGUUUUGUUCAGUGUUUGGGAAUAUUUAAAAUCCUUUCGGGGAAGUGUGAUUAGCAAGGCAAUGAGACUUCCUUUUUUGUGGUUGUAGUUAAAUGUACUUCCUUAGCAGAUCUAACUCUGGGGGAAGUUGCACUCCGGAAAUACGGCUUCCAAAAUAUGAAGUUGAAGUUUUCCUACUGCUAUAAAUAGGUGUAGUUGAUAGGUACCUUUUGUAUACCUUAUCACACAGUCGUGUUUACUGGAUGUGAUAUUGUAUCUGAGUGCACAACAAUGACAUUAAGCUUAAACGUACGUGGGGCUGAAGAAUGUGAUCUGCACUUGUUGUAUACGUCUGUUUAGAAAAUUCUAAGACUAAUCCUAAUGUUGGUUUUAAAAAUUGGGAUAAGUUUUCUCAUGUCUGUUUUAACUGCUGUAGAAAUUAUAUCUGAUAUUCUGGACCUGAAACCUGAGCCCGAAGAUCAUUUGGGUUCUACAAUUAUUGUGGAUGGUUGUCCUGUUGUUGGUCCAGCUAAGUUUGACCUCCUCAAAAAGUUCUUACUGGAUAAAUUUUCAAAAAUCGGUCCGAUAGUGGACCAUGAAUUCCCUUUGGAUGAUGAAAAACAAACAAAAGGAUACAUCUUUAUUACAUAUGAGAAUGGAAAAGCAGCAUCGCUGGCUAUUCGUCUGUUGGAUAAUGUGCCUUUAGACAAAAAUCAUACGUUCCAGAUCACCUUACUGUCUGAUUUUGAACGAGCAGUAAAUGUUUCUACCGAAUGGGUGCCUCCACCCAAACAAGAAUAUAAAGAUUUGGGUAAUCUGAAAAGUUGGUUGUUAAAUGAACUGUGUCGGGACCAGUUUUCUGUUGUGUACAAUGAUGGCGACACAGGCUGCGUUUACUGGCAUACUGCAGCCGAACCUGUUGUUGCUGAAGAACGUCUACGUUGGACUGAGGGAUGGAUGCGGUGGUCACCCCGGGGGACUUAUUUGGCAACAAUGCAUCCUCUAGGUGUCAUUUUGUGGGGCGGUGAGAAGUUUCUGAGGGCUGGACGAUUUCCACAUACAAAUGUCAAAACUAUAGAUUUUUCACCUUUGGAAAAUUUCAUGAUAACAAUGAGUCCAAGCGCUAAUUUUUCCACUGAUGAACAAGAUCGUCCGCGUGCAGAUGCAGUUGUUUGGGAUGUGAAACGGUGUGUAAGUCGCAGAGAAUUCACGGUUCCAAUCGAUUUCUAUCCAGCGUUUAAAUGGUCUCCAAAAGAUGAAUAUUUUGCUUGUUUACGAGAUGGUGUCAUUAGUAUUUACUGCACCAGCAAUUUUAGGCUGCUGGAUAAAAAAAAGCUGGGUGGUAAUAUUCGUGAUUUUGCUUGGUCACCAUCUGACAAUAUACUAGCAUACUGGGUUCCAGAAUCUGAUAAUACACCAGCCAGGGUUGUUCUGAUGGAAGUACCAAGUCGUCAAGAAAUAUGUACUAAAAACUUGUUUUCUGUGGCUGAAAUCAGUCUUUUGUGGCACGAACAAGGUGAUUUCCUAGCUGUUCAAGUGUUAAGGUGCGCGAAAAAGAAGUUAGAUGGAGAAAAACAAGUCAAGUAUGUGGGUACCUACACAAAUUUCGAAAUUGUUCGUCUACGAGAGAAAUUGUAUCCAGUUGAUCAGUUAGAAGUUAAAGCAUCUGUCUCGAACUUUCGAUGGGAGCCGUGUGGUACACGUUUUGCAUUCUUACAAACCGUAUCUAGUGGCAAACUAUCAGUUGCUAUAUAUGAUGUAUCUCGUGGAAGCAGUAUUCGUGAAGUUUGUGUACUUGACCUUGCUUCAGUUCGAACCAAUGAUAUACGCUGGGCGCCUAAAGGAGGACUUCUUGUUGCAUCAGGCCUAAAAAGUGCUGAUGGUAUAAUUGAGUUCAUCUCAGCUGAUGAGGGGCAAAUUCUAGCUAAAGGCGAGCACGCUAUGGUUAGUGAUGUGCAUUGGGAUCCUACAGGAAGAUACUUAGCGACUACUGUAACUAGUUUCUACCAGAAAAAUGAUAAUGCAAUAUGGUUUUGGAAUUGUGUUGGUCGUUGUUUAUUCAAAAUGAGUUUACGUGGUAUCCGUUCAUUCAACUGGAGACCACGACCACCAACUCUACUUACUGCAGAACAGUUACAGAAUAUCAAGAGAAAUAUGUCCAAAUAUAAUAAUCAAUUGGCAAAUGAGGAUCGUAUGCUUGCUUCGAAGGCUAGUAGAGAAUUGUUCGAAAAACGACAGAAAUUGCUGGCCGAAUUCAAUGUUUGGAAAAAUAAUGUUAUUCGUUUACAUAAUAUGGAUGAAGAACAACGCUUAGUAUUACGAAGUUGUGGUGAUGAUGGAGCAUCUAGUAACACAAUUGAAGAAGAAUUAGAACUUUUGAUCAGUGCUGUACAGGAAACAAUUCGUAAGAAUACAGAAGAAUAAAUUCAGCAAUUAUUCACUCUUCAUAAUAUCGAGAACCGUAUAAAUUAGAUAAAAGUACUAUCGGGAUUUGAUUGUGAUAUGCUUGUAAAAUUUCAGAAUGAUAAAUGAAAAUAUAUAUAAUGGUCUAG
Trichobilharzia regenti is the source of this 3216-nucleotide messenger RNA. The record is from the annotation of a GenBank genome assembly. Lineage: Eukaryota; Metazoa; Platyhelminthes; Trematoda; Strigeidida; Schistosomatidae.